AUGGAGUGUCUCAGUCUAUUUUGUGCUACUACAAUAGAAUACCACAGAUUUAGUCAACCUACUCCCCAUGUGGGCAAUGCGGCCUUGCAUGGUGCCGCCAACCAGCUCCCAGACACAUGCAAUGAUGUCCCAGAUAUUACACCCCCACCCACUGGGGGCAAUGUAACACCUGACAGCAUCCCCAACCCAUCCCUCACCGCUGGCAGUGUUGCACCCCACAGUGCCACCAACCCAUCCCAGACAAAGGCAUUGCAGCACCUGAUAGCUCCUCCAACUCACCCCCACCUAGGGCAGUACAUCCCCGGACAGUGCCCACAAAAUGCCCCACUGCUGCUGGCAGUACUGCUUGGGACAGGCCCUAUCGCAGCCCCCAGCAAUGGGCAACACACUCCAGGAAAGGGCUCCCAACCCUCUCCCCUACGCGGGCUGUGGCACCUCAAAUACCGCCCCCCCACCAGCCCUCGCAACACCAGCAGUGUCACCCUGGAUAGUGCCCACUGCCCAUGCUGUGCUGUAGUCUCCGUCAGUGCCACCAACCGCAACAGCGAGGCGGAGCCGACUGCAGACGCUAGCCUCCAGCAUGGGCGGUGGCCGGCUACUCCCACUUCUCCUCAAAGCCAGCUCGGAGCAGCUAUUCAAGCCAGGCUGAGCUGUGGCCCCUUUAAGAGGGUGUGGUGCUUCAGCCUUGAGGCGAGUGCCUGUCAGUGUGCGUGCCCCUACGGAAGCCCGCCCACCCGGCAAGAGAGAAGUCAGCGAAGGCAACGGCGGCCCGGGUCCGCCCGGCCCAGCCCGGCCAGAGAGAAGUCAGUGGGGACGAAGGCGGCCCCGGUCCGGCCAGAGGGAAGUCAGUGGAGGCGGCAGUGGCGGCACGGUCAGAGCGAGUUUCUUUGGAGAAGCCGUGGUGGCUUCCACAUGAUGGUGGAGGACGAGACAGGUCUCUCUGGCUUUUCUGGCUUUGCCCGCCCAGCUGCUCCCGUUCUAGGCUUUUCUGGCUUUGCCCACCCAGCUGCUCCAUGCCACGAGAAGGAAGAGCUGUCUGCUGCAUGCUGGAGGCUGGAGCCUGUGGCACCACGGCUCGCCUUGCUGCAGUGGGUGGCAGCGACAGAGACUGCAGAGUGCUGGAGAGAAGCCCGCCCGGCCUGGCGGAGAGAAGUCAGCAGAGGUGGCAGCGGUGGCCCUGGCUCGGCCCAGCCACAGGGAAGUCAGCGUAGACAGCGGCAGCGCAGUCAGAGCUUUUCUGGCUUUGCCCACCCAGCUGCUCCAUGCCACGAGAAGGAAGAGCUGUCUGCUGCAUGCUGGAGGCUGGAGCCUGUGGCACCGCGGCUCGCCUCGCUGCAGUGGGUGGCAGUGACAGACUGCAGAGUGCCGGAGAGGUAUGCAGAUGAACUUUUUCAUGUGGACCCAACCCAGCCCUUCCUGGGAGCAGGUGCCAGGUCUGAGGUUGCAUCAGUUUGCUCAGGCUGCCUAGCAAAGCUUCUCAAACUAGGAGGCUUCAACAGGAGGAAUUCACUGUCUCAGUCUGGAGGCUGGAAGUCCAAGUCAAGGUCAUACUGAGUAAGAACAGAGAGGACACUUCUGCCAGGCCAUCAGCUGAGACCUAGUCCAAGUCAGUGAGCUGUACGUGGGAAAGGGCCACCAUGCAAGAGCUCGGCAGGAGCUGGAGGCCCGACAAGGCUGGGGGGGUCUUCCUCUGUCACCCAGACUGGAGUGGAGUGACUCAAUUAUGACUCACUGAAGGCUUGACCUCCUAGGCUCCAGUGAUCCUCAAGCCUGCACCUCCUGAGUAGCUGGGACUACAGGCAGGCGAAGCCCAGGCACUGCUCCCAGUUUUGGCCUAGACUUGGAGAGUGUGGAAAACCCAGGCGAAGCCCAGGCACUGCUCCCAGUUUUGGCCUAGACUUGGAGAGUGUGAAAAACCAGACAGAUUUGAACACAGAGAGACACUGGCAGAGCAUCGUGUAUAGACAGGAGUUAAGCUGCCACCGGCCAAGGAACUGCCAGAAGCUUGCAGAGAAAAGGAAGGCUGUUCUCCGGGAGUUUUUGGAGGGACUGCAGCCCUGCCGACACCCUGAUCUCAGACUUCUGGCCUGAACCGUAAGACAAUAAAUUUCUGUUGUUCCCAGGCACCCAGUCUGUGGUACUAUGAUACACAGCUCUAGGAAACACACUUCCUAAAUGGCCAUGUGUUUUGCAUUUGGCUCCUGAAGGCCUGGGUCACAGUGAGGUGGCUUAGGGAGCUACAGGCAGCCUGAUGUUUUCCAUCCCCACCCAGCUAUUGGAGGGCUGCCUUAGACCUCCCUCCCAGCCCUGUCCAUGCACCUAUAGGCAGUGACCCUCUGCCCAGUGGUACAUUGUGGGCAAACCCAGAGUGGGGGCCACACAGGCCUGAGAGGUGGGUUAGGGGCCAAUUGGCAAGGAAUUCUGGGGUCCCAGAGUGUGGUCUGGAGUGGACACUGAUGAUGGUCCUGCCCAUCCUGACAUGGCAGAAGGAACACACAUGCUUGAUUUUGAAUAAAGGAGACUGAAGAAAGCCAUCAUGUGUGACCCAUAAGUCCAAGUGGGAACAAGGUAUCAGGGGUGAAGCCAACCCUGAUGGGGAAGCGGGGAGGGCCCCUGAUGCCUCACACUGAACCUCGGCUUUGGAGGGCUCAGAAAAGAGAGGUGGGGAGGGGCUGCCCUACUGGAACCCCACUUCAUGGUGCACCUGAACAUCCACACUCUUCAGGGUUACUCACCAGGCCCUCUGGAGCCAGCCCAGCAAUCUGGGUCACCCUCCGCACUUCUGGAGGCAUACCUCAGCCAGCUGCUCUGGGCUUCUGCUGUCAGACAUUGCCAAGCCAGGGCCUUUGCACCUGCUAUUCCCUCUGCCAGGAAUGCGUUUGCCGGUUCCACAGGGAUGGGCACGGCUCAGGAGGCCUCCCUCAGGCAGCCCAAGAUCCAGGGUGUCUGAGGCCUGACCAAACCCUGCCCUUUGGUGGCUGCCUGGGCAGGGGGCUAAGCCUGGGAUGGGUGGGGUCAGAGGGAGAGAAAGAGCUGGAGCUGGGUAGGAAGGGGAAGCCAAAAGGGAGGCCACCACGUGUGUGUGGGCCCUGCAGGCAGACCCCAGGGCUUUGAAUCCUGUUUCUUCCACCCGGGGGCCCCUCAGUGAGAACAGAAGACAGCAAGGGCACCCACCUCACAGUGCCUCAGAAAGCCUGGUCCAGCGAGAGACA
Callithrix jacchus (white-tufted-ear marmoset) is the source of this 3212-nucleotide messenger RNA. NCBI's taxonomy places the organism in Eukaryota, Metazoa, Chordata, Mammalia, Primates, Cebidae. The record is from RefSeq and is a predicted model, not a curated record.